Messenger RNA from Asterias rubens (European starfish), 3821 nucleotides. RefSeq names its product histone-lysine N-methyltransferase, H3 lysine-79 specific-like. The transcript has 7 exons. The record is from RefSeq and is a predicted model, not a curated record. Gene Ontology annotation, biological process: allantoin metabolic process. The coding region runs from base 309 to 1925 and encodes 538 amino acids. Lineage: Eukaryota; Metazoa; Echinodermata; Asteroidea; Forcipulatida; Asteriidae. Gene Ontology annotation, molecular function: DNA-binding transcription factor activity; carboxy-lyase activity.
UAACAGUCUGAGCCGUCCUAGGAAAAAUGAUUACAGAUUGUAAUGUUUUUAUUUUUAAGUAUCAAACCACACAUGCUGGGUUGCAGUGCUGUCUGUGAUGGAGGUGGGCAGAACUUAAAUUUCAUGAAGGAAGCUGAAGAUAAAGGAGAGUCAACAAAGUCAAGAGUCAACAACUGAACAACAUCAGAGCACCUCCCAUGUAUUGUAUAGAGUAAGUCUCUGUGGAACAACAGUGAGACGGCGUCAACGUUUAUUCGAUGAGGAUCAGGAUGAGCACUACCCCCUAUAAAAGACAAUAGCUACGUAGGAUGGAGCAAGUAGCCGAACAUGUUGCACAAGAACUUCUUGAGAUGAAUAGUCAAGCCAGACUAGCGAGUACUGCAGCUUACCUCAAAGAAUCCGAAGCUCAAGUAGAGAUACUUCAGCUUCAAGCUCAGACUGAUCAGCUGCAGAAAUCAACAAUCUUGUCUACACAAGACAGUAUCCAUGAUAGCCUUGCAACGCAGUUACUCAACAACAUGGCAAGGUUGCAGCAUGAACCUAAACAAUUGAUUCCAGAUCAGCCAUCGCAACAACAGAUCUCAAGGUCACCUUCAACCACAGUCCAUCAAACUUUGGGUUUUCAUGGGAACAACAGCAAUGUCACUUUUCAUGACAACAGAAACUCCAAUUUCAACAACGCACAUAAUGGUGACAUCAUGAACCCAGAUUUGAUAGAAACCAAUAAGAACCAACAGGAAGCAAACGGUCAAAAUGAUGAUGUAUUUGUUGAAGAUCCUCUCCCUACCUUGUUUUAUGUCACGACGCUGGAGGAAGCCAAUGAGGCUGUUCAUAAAUUUGAGAAAGAAACAGGAACCAAGUACACCUGUUAUAAAAACACUGCAGGAUUUGGAAAUACUGAAUACAAGGUGGAAAAACCUCACAAGAUUUACUUUGAAGAGAGGUCAGUGGACCUUUGUGGCUUUGGGAUUCCUUACGAUGGAAUUCCUUUUGUAAACAUCGGUAAGAAGGUGAUGGACUGUGAGUAUGGCAUUGACCGAUGUGUAGCAGCUAAACGGAAAUACAUGGAACGUCAUCUGUCAGAUGUAACAAUUAUAAGAAGACCGUUAGCUCAAGAGCGCACCAAGAAAAUAAAAUGUAAAGCCCAGAUCCGCAUGAAAGAAAUCUUCAAAUAUCCAGAAUUUAAGAUCUCCAUUGACACAUCCUCUAGGAAGAAGAAAGUCAAUUUGUCCAUAGCUCUAAGGGAAGCUCUCAAAAGUGGAUCAGUUAAGGGUGAAAAAAGAAUCUAUAUUCAGUUGCCGAGAAUAUCAGAUCACAAGAAUCAUCCGCUGGGAGAGGAUGCAGUCAAAGAGGUGAAAACAUCAUUGUCUGGGAAACAAGCAUUGAAAGAGGUGAAUGCACUAAGCUGGGAUCUCUUCAUUCAACAGUUUGGCAAUGUUGUUGAACAUGGACAAGUUGUUGCAUCUGCUGCCUGGGCUAAGAGACCCUUUGUUAACAUGAAGGCAUUGCAUAGAGCUUUCUGUGAAUACUUGGACUCAAUGACACAUGCAGGGAAAGAGGCCUUAAUCCGAUGUUACCCUAACCUAGAAUCCACCUCACCGAGAGUCUUAUCAUCUGAUACAUCUUGUGAGUUUCAUAAACUUGGACUCCAUUUACUAUCCGCUGAAGAAUCCUCACUACUGACGCAGCUAAACUCCAAAUAUAGACACAACUUUCACUUCCCAUUCAUUGUUUGUAUGCAAGAAUUGAAUAAAGAAAUGUUUUUCACCGAGUUACAAAAAAGGACGCAGAACUCCCGUGAGACUGAAGCACUGAAUGCUAUGAAGGAAAUCAAGAAAAUCGCAUGGCAUCGAAUACUCAAUCGAUUACGGAUAAAAACAUUUGCAGCUUCGCAGAAAUUGUGUGAGGUGAAGCAGAAUACUUAGGAAAGUUGAAUUUUUCUUGCCAGAACAGAAUACGAGAGUGGAUUGCCAAAGAGGACGAGAGUCAUGUGCCAGGGAAGGGGCAAUUAGUCCAGUCAGCAAGUGCCUCGCACACAUCUUUCCAGGAAAGAAAUUUUGUCAGUUUUUUAAAGUUAAAACUUGUGCCAAAGAUAUUUCAUUACAAACAUACAUUUUGUGACUGUUUGGUCGCAACAGUCAUUCCUAAUUUUGUACAAACCCUGGAUCCUCCUGUGCUUUUAAUUGGCAAAAUGAGAAGUAUUUUAAAACUAAUUAGGCUCUGCAUUCACCCAUUCUGUUAAAAAGUGAGUGCCCACAACAUAAAUAUUUGUUUUGAUCUUCCAAGUGCCUGAAUACUGUUCAAAGCAAUUUUUGAGUUUGAAAAGAGACUCUUCAGUUUUUAUAUGUCUGUAAAAUGCAAGAUCAUUGUUAUAGUUUGUCCUGAGAAUAAUCUCUGCUUAAUAUUGUCAUCAACCAAGCUGGGCCCAAUUUCAUAGAGCUGCUAAGCACUAAAAUCUGCUUAGCAUGAACUUUCUUCCUUGAUAAAAACAGGAUUACCAACAAAAUUUCUAUUUGAUGGAUAUUGCCUGUUGUUGGCUUAUCCUGAAAAUCACAUGGAAAUUUGGUUGGAAAACCUGUUUUUAUGACAUUAUGAAGGCAAAAAUUCCAGGCUUAGCAAAUUUUUGUGCUUAGCAGCUCUAUGAAAUUGGGGCCCUGGUAUGGCUGUCUGAAGUAUGAUAUGAUAUGAUAGCGGGAGUGGCCUUACCAUGUUUACUAUUACUUAUUCCCGCCUGUCAUAAUUAUCAAUCCUAAUUCUUGCGUUUAUCAUUCAUAUUUUUGGCCAAUUUCAUCAUACAAUUCUGCAAUUUCACCAUUUUGGUCAGCAAUUGUUUUCCUUUUUAUCUGUUUUGCAUUUACAUCACCUAAUUUGGGCAAUUUCGGUUUGAAAUAUUAGUUUCAGUUGUUGAAAUUUUGCGUUUACGUGUUACAUUCACAUGCAUUUCCUGUGUCCCAGGGAAAUCUGUCCGCACAAGAUUCUGUCUCGCAUUAUUGGAAACUUAACAGAGGCUGAAAGAGAAUGAUUCAAAAGAGGGCGCUGUCAGAAGAAGUUUGUACACAGUUAGCCGUAAUGGGGGGACAUGAUAUCCUACCCACAUGCACUUUGAUUAUUCCAUUCUGCAAUUCCAUAUAGGUUUUUUUUUUGUGAGCAAGUCUCGAAACCUAGCUUGUGGGCAAUUUCACCAAGUUCUUCCCAGUGUUGCAAUUCACUGUUCUACAGUUCACUGCUUACUAUAGGUUUUGUAAAGAUUCAGCGGUAGUACAACUUGCUCUUAAUUUGAUUGAAUGUCCAUACUAUUUUGUUAUUCAUUUCUGGUAGUUUCACAACUUAUAAUGUAAACCAGUUUCAAGAAACUACUGCGGGUAGGGUUUUAUCAAGAAACUACUGCGGGUAGGGUUUUAUCAAGUGUUAACAUCUAUUUUAUAUAAUAAUGAUAUAUUUGUGUCUUCAUAAAAUCCAUAAAUCACACUGCUUGUGCGAUAAUGGCGUAUCCGCUACGACUUUUCCCCGCUCAUUGUUGGCUACGACCCGGCUACGCUUGGUCAAAAUAAGCGAGAGAAUGCAGCUGCCCGACCUAGGAGAUCCCACUGGUGACUGGUAAAAAAUCUCUGCAAUUGAGUCCAUUUCAAGUUUUGAAUUCAUAAAUUAUUUUAUUAACAACUUACUUUAUCUGUAUUGCUUUUGAAGUUUAUUAAAAUGAUCAAUCCUGUUUCUAAAAAUUAUUAGGGUCAAAAUACAUACAAUUAGAAAAUAUUGAUCCUUAAAGACAAUGGACGUGUUUGGUAAUUGUCAAAGACCGGUCUUCUCACUUGGUGUAUCUC